AUGUCCACUGAGAAAGAGAAUUCUGUAAUAUGCAUUGAUGAAUGCAAAGAAUUAAACCAUGAAACGCUUAAAGAUUCCGACACUACUAUUCUCUCAUCCACAAACCAAAUUGUAAAUGAACAACCUUCAUCCCAAAACAUUCAAAUUCCCUUGAAGACUACUACAUUUCCUACUUGUUGUUCACAAGGGAACUCACCAACUUCUGCACCUUGUGAAUCAGCAUACUUCGAUGUACGGUAG
Racocetra persica is the source of this 240-nucleotide messenger RNA. The record is from the annotation of a GenBank genome assembly. NCBI's taxonomy places the organism in Eukaryota, Fungi, Glomeromycota, Glomeromycetes, Diversisporales, Gigasporaceae.